AUGGAUCUCGCAUCCGUAAGGGUGUCAGUUCAGGAAGUUGGUGGCAUGUACUUCUCAGGUCUGAAGUCACCUGAAAGUGGAGCAAUCUCAAGAACGCAUUUGGUUCAAGUUCUUGAGUUCCAAUCAACAUCGCGGUCUGCGAUCUUGAUGGUUCGUGGAACGUUGGGAGUUGGUUCCGUCAUCACUGGUCUGGCUGCCGAUCCACUAACAGUACCAUUCUUGGUGUCAGGCACGGCCUUUCUUCCACCGGCUCUACCAUCGCUUGCGCGGCUCACCGGGCGUCAUAACGACCGUCUGUGUCGUUGCAGCGACCUUCAUUCUCGUGAUCUCAAGGUCGCAGGUAUGGGAUCACCACCUCAGCCCGAUGUCCGCCGACUGCACACGUGCGCAAUGAUGGCCCGGUCACCGCGUGACCUUGUGCUCAGAUUUUUCACACCUGCCAAAAUUCAUGUGUACAUACUCCCCCCGCCUGUACAGUGUUCCAAGAUCGAUAAAAUUUUCAUAUCCAACUAG
Mesocestoides corti is the source of this 513-nucleotide messenger RNA. NCBI's taxonomy places the organism in Eukaryota, Metazoa, Platyhelminthes, Cestoda, Cyclophyllidea, Mesocestoididae. The record is from the annotation of a GenBank genome assembly.